AUGGCUGUUUAUACGGGCCAUUUGGGCGGGAUUACCGAGUCCGUCAUGCAGUACAAUGAACUCUCUGGACCUGCAUUCGUUACCUUCAUGUUCUUCGCUUUGUUAUUUGCAGCAUUGUGCUCCAAGACGCCCACUAGAUCAACUCCGCCAUACAGGGAUCGCGACUACUUGCACAUCCAAGACUUGCUGAAUCCCGAGGUUCGGAAGCAUCAUUUGGACUUCAACGCGCAUCUCCACGACCGUUUCGAGGGCAAGCGCUUCGUUGAGGUCAGAGGAGAGCCUGGGACCUUUGUUGCCUUCUCGUACGCGACCUGCAAGGAGGUGAUGAGCGACCACGCCUCAUUCAGCUCCAAUCCUUUCAAAGACGACCGCUUGGUAGCGCUGAACACCAUGUCCAAGGCCGACCACGCAAGGGUUUUGAAGUGCGUGCACAAGUAUUACACCCAGGAUGCCGUGCAAAAUUUGCACGGACGCGUCAAGGAGGUGAUUGAGAAAUGCACUGCGGACUUGAGUGCGGGCAAGGUGGACGUUGUGUGCUGGGCCAAGAGAAUUCACAUGUCCGGGACGCUUGCGCGCCUGGGCCUGAAUCUCGACUGGGAAGCUGUGGAUGAGAUCGUGAAACUGAACGAUGCCAUGGUGACACUGGUGGCUCCUCUUGGUGGAGUUGGUCAGCGCUACUCAACUCUUUCGAGGACCUGGAUGUUGCCCUUCUUCUCAGGCUUGGUGCGAAGUAUUUGGCCGACUCUGCUCAUGGCAUGGACUCUUGGAUUGCGAUGUACUUGGAAGAUCAUCAGGCCUGAUGUCACCGUCUUACAUCCACCGCCCAGACCACGCAUGGGCCUGUGGUGGCACCCCGAGCUGCUGCCUCUAGUUCCAAGGUAUUUCCUUUCGCUACAUCGAAUCCUGCAACAGGACUCUGAUGGGCCACUGAGUGGAAUCAAACAGGGUAUAAGCAACGGUGACAUCAGCUUGGCAGAGGCCCUGACCCUCAUGGUACAGCUCAUGGUGAACAUGACCUCCGCCAACGCAUUGUGCUCGCUUGUUUUCCGGCUGGCCACCGAGAAAACAGCAGCGAAGGAGGUGUUCGCAGAUUUGCCCAGUCUCGGAGAUGCCUUCAUACAAGAGGUUCUUCGUCUAGACGCUCCGUUGCAGCGCAACCCUCGAAGAUGUGUGCAAGUCGGUCCAAAGUGGAAGGCCGAAGGCACCGAAGGGGUGCGCGUGGGAUCUCAGAUCUUACUCUUCCUGGGAGCAGCCAACAUGGAUCCUGCCGUCUUCGACGGCCCGCAGGAAUUCAGGUUGGACAGAAAGGGAGAUCAGCCAGCAUUGACGUUUGGCAGUGGGAUGCACUACUGCCUUGGCAGCAGUUUGGUGAAGCUAGAGAUGCGACUGGCGUUGGAGCAUCUCAAGAAGUUCAGCUCCAUCGAGCUGAGCGGCGACUAUGAGCGGCUAGCAGAUGUUGAUGUUGGCAAUUGGGGCUUCUGUCACUUGGGCGUCCGCUUGAAGUGA
This is a messenger RNA of Effrenium voratum, 1506 nucleotides long. Lineage: Eukaryota; Dinophyceae; Suessiales; Symbiodiniaceae. The record is from the annotation of a GenBank genome assembly.